CUUGACAUUUAUUGGACCUCAUCAGUGCCCGCUGAACCGUAUAAAUAGAGUGACGAGCUCAGUCAGUGUCACAGACGUCACAGAUCAGAAUCACUGAGGUGUCCUUCUUUCUGGUCAUCAUGAGGGUCUUUGCGGUCAUCCUUGCGCUGGCAGUUUUCUCAGCCUGCCAUGCCAGAAGUGUUCCUCAGAACUCCUGGGAGGACGCCAUCGAUGAUUUUAAGGAUUAUUUCACUGACCUGAGCUCGAAGGCUGAUGACAUGGUGAAGGACUUGAAGAGCUCCCAGAUCAGCAGAGAACUAGACACCCUGAUCCAGGACAGCAUGUCUGAGCUGUCCAUGUACAAGGACGACCUGCAGACCAAGCUGGCUCCCUACACCCAGGAGUCCGCAGAGCGUCUGGGCAGAGACCUGCAGCAGCUGGCCGACAAACUCCGCGAGCACAUGGUCGAGGCCCGGGACCAGAUGGACAAGUACACCCAGGAGCUGCAGACCAUGAUGGAGCAGAACGCCGAAGACGUCAGAGCCAGGGUCACCGCCUACACCCGCAAGCUGAAGAAACGCCUCAGCAAGGACACACAGGAGAUCAAGAGGCAUGUUUCUGACUACGUUGAGGAGCUUCAGUCUCGUACCACAGGCAACGUGGAGGAGAUGAAGACGCGUUUCGAGCCUUACUUCUCUCAGGUGCGAGACAACGCACAGGCAAAGAUCACCACCCUGAACGACCUGCUGAAGACACAGAUGGACAACGUGAAGGACAAGAUUCAGACCGCAACCCAGGACAUCAAGAACAGCUUUGAGAAGACGGCUGACGACGUGCGAUCCACCCUGGAGGAGAAGAUGGAGGAGGUGCGCAUCUGGUUUCAGCCUUUUGUCGCCAUGAUCAGGGACAACCUGUAAACCCAGAGAUCAAAGUCUGGACUGAGUUAAUCCACCUGCAUCUGUAUGAAAAACCACCUGUAAAGGAAAUUUUUGUUUUAUCACAAAUGUCUACCACAGUCUAAAUGUGUCUCUGUCAUGUAAUAAAAACCAGCUGCUAACACA
Molecule: messenger RNA, 1040 nt
Organism: Lates calcarifer (barramundi perch)
Lineage: Eukaryota; Metazoa; Chordata; Actinopteri; Centropomidae
Gene: apoea
Product: apolipoprotein Ea
Exons: 5
Coding region: 120-896 (258 amino acids)
Biological process (GO): cholesterol catabolic process; lipid transport; positive regulation of nitric-oxide synthase activity
Cellular component (GO): extracellular region; intermediate-density lipoprotein particle
Molecular function (GO): lipid binding
Source: RefSeq, a predicted model, not a curated record